AUGAGUGAACUGUUAGAAAGAAGUUUAGAACUACAAAAAUUACUAGAUGAUGAACAAUUUUCCACCAAAGUUGAGAAUACAAAUGAAGAUAUAAGUCAAGACAGGCAUAAUGGUGAACUCAUUACCACACUUGACACACCGAAGAAUUUAAAAAUAUAUCAAUCAUGCUUAUCACUAUUUAUUCAGGGGAACAUUUCUGAUUGCCUUCAAAUGAUGUUAGACAAUGGAUUGUUAAAUAAUGAUUUAAUGGAGAAAAAUAAAGAAAUUACGGAAUUAUUUAUAUUCUGUUUAUACCGAUUACCAAUUUUGAAAGAUUCUGAGAUUGAAUUAUUUUAUAAUUUUCAAGGUAUGAUAGAGAGUAGUUAUUUUAAUGAGCUACAGAAUAUCAAGAUGUCUAACAUUCGAAUUCUGCAAGAAUAUUUUUCAAUUUAUUGCAAUGUACUGAAACUAACUAACGCGCCAUUGAAGAAAAAAAUUUUAUUAAAAAAAGAAGUAGAAAAUCAAUUAGAUAGCUAUUUACAAUUACAGGAUAUAUCUAUUGAUAAUUUAAAAACUUUGAUUGAAUUCUAUAUUUUUGAAAUUGAAAUUGGCCUAUUAGAAGAAAAUAGGCGGCCUGAAUUAUAUCUCCAGCUAGAAGAUAAAUACCCUACCAUUUUAAAUAGACCCGAAGUUUUAGAUUUGAAGCCAAAUAUUACUAUGAAACUAACUCCUUUUACUGGUUCAAGACAUAGCUCUAGAUCACACGAGUUAAAUAAGCGUGAACAAAAUAAAGAUAAUAUUGGAAUUCAGGAACUGGAAACUUUAAAGAACAAAGAUAUUCCAUUUAUGCAGCAGCUAUAUACAAGCCGACAAUUUGGUAGGCUUUCUUUUCUAUUGGAAAAAUGUUUCAAUCGUUUUAACAAAGUCCAGACUGUUGCACUCUUAAUUUCUGUGAUUUUGGCAUUACUGACGGUAUCUCGUCGAUAUCACCUAUUGGCUAAACUUUCUUCUGUUUCCAAAUUUGUUGUAGAUAUUCUUGCUGAGUAG
Molecule: messenger RNA, 1026 nt
Organism: Henningerozyma blattae CBS 6284
Lineage: Eukaryota; Fungi; Ascomycota; Saccharomycetes; Saccharomycetales; Saccharomycetaceae
Gene: PEX15
Product: Pex15p
Exons: 1
Coding region: 1-1026 (341 amino acids)
Source: RefSeq, a predicted model, not a curated record